This is a messenger RNA of Clonostachys byssicola, 585 nucleotides long. The record is from the annotation of a GenBank genome assembly. NCBI's taxonomy places the organism in Eukaryota, Fungi, Ascomycota, Sordariomycetes, Hypocreales, Bionectriaceae.
AGCGGAAUUUGUCUGCACAUCGCCUUCCAGAACAUCAGCCAACGCAAUGAACAGUCCGGCAUCAAGCAUGACCGGGAAACUGAUGGUGUCCGGCGCUGUGAUGUUUCGCCCUGGACGUUCGAAAUUACAGCCCUUGCCACCACUGCGGGACAAUUCUUUGCAAUGAUUGCUGUCCUUGUAUAUUUCAAUGGACGAGAGGCUAUAAUCUCAUCAUUCAUUACCCCUAACACAGUAGUAUCUAUUCUCUCGACUGGAUGCAAAGCAUCCUUGAUAUCUGCAGCUUCUUCAUGCAUUAGUCAAGCGACCUGGGUGCUCUUUGCAGACCGACCUCGACGUCUCUUUGAUUUCGAGAUGGUAGCUGAUGCUAGCCGGGGUGAGCUUGGAAGUAUUCGACUUGUCUUCAGUAAAAGGUUCCAGGGAGGAUUACUCGUGCGACUAGGUGCUCUUAGAACCAUUUUCACUAUCGCAAUGGACCCUUUUGCGCAGCAGUUGGUUAAAAUUACAAAAAUCACAAGACUCGCAGCCUGGAGGGAGCAUAUCUCAAUCUUUGCGAUGUUCUCUUCCUACUCAAAGGUACUAUCAUAA